GCUGACAUGGUAUAUAAGGAAGUAGGACGCAACCAGUGAAGUCCUGAAAAACUUUAGUGCUUGGAUUUUUGUGUCUGGUCAAAAGUUUGGCCCAUUCCGUGGAGACAUUGUGUGUAUAUUUAUAGACUAGAUAAAAGUAUCUAACAAGUUGUGUGUGAUUCAAUCCGGAGACAAAAUAUGGAAAGGAAAUUGAAUGUCUCAAGCCGUAAACCUUUUUCGAAAGUACGGUCCAGUAGACGAAGACCAGGCUGCAUUCGACUCUUUGUGUGCCCUACCACCGGGGGUCGACUUGAAAUAUCCGUCUCACCACUGGAGACGGUCCUGGGAUUAAAAGCAGCACUGGCCAGAAAACUAAGGGUGUCACCUUCGAAAAUUUCACUCAUUUAUAAAGACAAAGUGUUAAAAGGAGGCUGCAUACAAGAUCACCAGAUUCCUGACGACAGCCACGUGACACUGCUGCCUAAUAUGGAGUCCGGAUUAAGCGUAAAUCAGUCUGAUAAAAGCAUCAUACAAGCAUUGGAAAAUUUAACAGAAACUCAGGUGAAUGACUUUUUAUCUGGCCGAAGUCCAUUGAUGCUGGCUAUUCGGAUGGGUGAUAACAUGGUCUUUGUUCAACUACAACUGUCCAUGCUACAAGGUCAGAGGCAGACUCAGCCAUGUCCCAGUGUGACUCCAGCAGCAGCAGCUGUUCUUUCUCAGUCAGGUCUAUCUCCAUCAGCUAUAGCAGAAGCUACCCGAUGCCUGUCUCAGAGAAUUCACAGGCUUCAAGAGAUCAAUCGCACAUCAACACUGAGACCUGAGCCUCCAGUUGUGCCACAGAACACUUCCAGCCCUUCCUCCAGGAAUGGCCCUACACAAGCAUUGAUGCAACAAUCUCAUCGCCCGCCAGCUCUUGCCAGGAUACCAGAUAGCUCAAUGCCCUCUCCUCCACCUAGUCCUGGUGCCGUUAUUGAUAGCAUGAAGCACUUAGGUCGUGGCAUUUACACUGGAACAUUUCAAGGAACACUAGACCCAUCUCUUCAAGACAUGCAUGGACAGCCUCGUAGGAAUGUUAGCACCAUCCUUCAUAUUUUGAAUGAUCUUCUGGUGGCUGCCCCUAGCAGUUCCACUCCAAACUUUGCUCCAGCCCCUGCACCUAAAGGUCCUCCUCCACCAGCUAACACUAUAUCAUCCCUCCUCAUGUCUCCCCCCAGUCCAACCUUCAAAACAAACUCUGCUCAACCUAGUGAUAACCCUGAAAAUAUUGCACUUAGAGGAAAAAUGCAGCAUAUCCAAAUGAUGUUAGCUCACAAAAAACAGCAGCGAAAAACUCGCAGAGAAAUGUGCUCCCCUUACACAGUGGUUCGACACACUCAGGAGCAGUCAUCAGUCAUCAAAGUUUCAAAGAGUUCUACUGUCACCUCCUCUUCCUCUGUAUGCAUGGCUGCCAAUGAUGGCAGCCCAGACCAGUCUAGCACUUACUGUAAACCUUCUAUUGAGCAAGACACAUUGGCUGUGUGAAGCACUGGAAGUCAAGGUUUCUGUCAGCACUUGUAAGAUGACUUUGAAAUUGUGUUCACCUUCAAACCCCAAUGAAGGUUGUACUUUGGUCAGGCAGUGCCUCAGUUGGCCACUGAUCAAAUAGGAAUGUAUUUUUUGUUAAAGAAGUUCACAUAAUGUUGGUUGUCUAUUACAGACAUUAUGGUCCAUUAUAACUGGUCAGCCCUAGCUAGAGAGCUUACAAAGGGCAGUAACAUGAAGUGUAAAUAUGAACUGUAAAUGUACCUAUAUAUUUUUUGUUGGUAGCUAUACCCUCUCUGUGCCUCUGAUGUUGUUAUUUUUAUAAGUGACCAGCUCAGCUACUCAGAAGUGAAAUAAAUGCAAUCCUCCAUCCCCUAAUUUCUUUUUAGUUUUUUUUUUUUCUAUUUGUAAAAUUAUUGAAUGAUUCUGGAUCUCAUUUCAAUUUUUUGUUUUAUUGCAAUGAUUCAUUAUGCAAAAGUAAAAUGUAAUGACUCAACCCGGCUUCCACCUUUUUAUAAAAACUUAAUGUUUAUCAAUAUUUUGUUUAAGUCAUGCAAAUCAGCAUUUUGUAAAUAAUUUAUUUUUGAUUCCAAUGAAGCAAAAAGAAAAAUGAAACUGCUUUAUUAUUACAUAUUGGCUGUGAUAUUUUGCUAGUUCUAUCCCCUCUCCUAUUACUAGAGGUUCAAAAUUUAAGGUUUAUAAACAAUUUUAUCAAGCAAGAAAAAUUAACUUUUUUCAACUUUCUGGAGUAGAUCAACUGAUGAUCCGUUACAUCAAUUUAUGUAACAGGUAUUAAGCAAUAUAAUAUUUGUAAAUAAGUCGCAUGGUCCCUGCUGACUGACCGAAAUGUUAGUAGGGUCAGAAUGAGGAGGCAACAAGAGGGUUUUAGUGUACUAGCAUUAGUUUUUAAAUGUGCCAUUAUGUGGCUCACUGGUUUGAUGUAACAUAUUAACUCAUUUGUUUUCAUAUCUUCAAAUCUUGUGAAUCUAUUGGUGAUUCUGGUGAUUUUAAACUUCAAAACUUUGUUUUUGUUUCCUAGUCAUGUAUAUUCAAAACAAGGUUGUCGUUAUUCAGAUAAUAUACUUAAACAAAAUUGUAUUACUUGUUCUCAACUUUUCCUUUAGUUUUCUAAUAAAAUGACUUAACACAAAUAUUCAAAUUCAUAUGUACAAAAUACUAAUGUAGCCUAAAGCAUUACUAUUACUAUCACCAUCAUUUAGAAUUAAUUUUUUUUAUUUUAAAAAAAUUGUAACUUUUGUUAGAUAGACUGUGUUGUUUGGCCUUUUGUCCAAAAUGUCAUAUUUUUUAUGUUUUUUCACACAGUUUAUUCAUUGUUUUUUUUAAAAAUUAUGGUAUGAAACUUUUUUAUUUCUUAGGAUAAACACUCACAGAAAUGAAGAUAUUGAAAAAAUACAUCUUUGUUAACUCUUUCUAAGACAGUGAAUGAUCCACAACAUAUACAAGCAUUCACUUUUUUUUAUGCCUGCAUCAGAAAAAUCAGUAGAAGAAUAUAGAACAAUACACGGGUGCUACAUUAGUUUAAUACAAUAUGUCACAUUCUCUGUAUCUUGAUAUAUAUAUUAUAAGUGUAAUUAUACUUUAGUCAAUGUUUAUUUGUUGUUUUUUUGAUCUCUGUGACACUUGUUUGACACAUUUGUUUUUCUACUUAUCAUACCAAUGUUGCCAGAGUUUAUUUGGAAUCAAAACUAAUCUCUUUUUUUCUUCAACAUUUAUCAGCAACAUAAUUUUUUUACCUAUUAAGUUCAUAUUUAUUGCGUUUUGUUUUGUUAUACUGUAUUUUCAAAUUUAUUGUUACAAGUCAAAUGGAAAUAUCAUUCACUUCAGAUUUAUUUCUCAGUUAAUUACCUGCAUAAAUCACUUUUUAAUAUCCUAGUUAUUAUACAAUUAAAGAUAAAGUCAAUUUUUGUCUGCUUUUGAAGAAAACACAAGUGUUAUGCAAUUCUGGACAAGGUGUCUGAGUGUUUAUGCUCUUGGCUUCUGAACCUGGGGUCCUGGGUUCAAAUCUCUCAAAUCUAGGACUUUGAAUUUUGGAUUUGUGGGCGCCUCUCUUAGUCCAUCCAACUCUAAUGGGUACCUGACUUAAGUUAGGAAAAGUAAAGGCAGUUUGUCGUUGUGCUGGCCACAUGACAGCCCGCUUGUUAACUGUUGGCCUAAGAAACAUAUGACCUUAACAUCAUCUGCCCUAAAGAUUCCAAGGUCUGAAAGGGAAACUUUGCUUUAUUUUACUGUCAUGCAAUCACAAUAUAGGUCAUUUUUGAACUCACAGUGCUGUCCUACCAGUCUACAUUAAAAUUAGAAUAUAAAAACUUAAUUAAUUAUGCCAGAGAGACAAAGUAUCUUCCAUUUAGUUUAUAGCUUUCAAUUCAGAUUUUUAAAAAUAUAUUUAUAUAUAUAUAUAUAUAAAUUCAAAACUUAAUUUAAAAAUCAUGCUACUUUUGUUAGGUCACACUGACCUCUGAUAUAAUUUAAUCAAUUUUUUUUUUUUUUUUUUUUAUAAUUUUAAAUACCAUCCUAGGUGUAUCCACUUAAUAAACACAAAAAGAAGAUUGUAUAAGUCUUUAGAGCUCAUUGUGUAUUUUCAGGUCUUAUUAAAUGUCAUUGCAAGAACAUACAACAUACAUACUAAUAAAGAAAUAUAUAACAUCAGCAAUGUUUUAAGUUAGUUCAAAAACCUUUAGAGAUUGACAGUAAUUUCUAAAUGACUUUAAAGAUCACUGUUUAAAACUCCAUUGAACUCCAAAGGAAGUGUAUAGGUGUGUUUGCUAGUGUCUGUGAUCAUCACGUAGAAUACAUUGAAUGUUCACAACUAUUGGUAGCUGAGUUUAUAGUGUCCUAUAGGACAAACAAUUUUUCAUUUGUCUUAUGGAUCCAUCAAAUAUUAAAAGUACUAAUAAUCAAAAGUUUGUUAUAAA
This is a messenger RNA of Biomphalaria glabrata, 4433 nucleotides long. RefSeq names its product midnolin-like. NCBI's taxonomy places the organism in Eukaryota, Metazoa, Mollusca, Gastropoda, Planorbidae. The transcript is spliced from 7 exons. Gene Ontology annotation, cellular component: nucleus. Gene Ontology annotation, molecular function: protein binding. Bases 178 to 1500 code for a protein of 440 amino acids. The record is from RefSeq and is a predicted model, not a curated record.